Colletotrichum destructivum is the source of this 1639-nucleotide messenger RNA. Its product is annotated as Putative lysine methyltransferase, S-adenosyl-L-methionine-dependent methyltransferase superfamily. NCBI's taxonomy places the organism in Eukaryota, Fungi, Ascomycota, Sordariomycetes, Glomerellales, Glomerellaceae. The transcript has a single exon. Bases 211 to 1431 code for a protein of 406 amino acids. The record is from RefSeq and is a predicted model, not a curated record.
CCCCUAUGAGUGGCGCAGACGCACUAAGAUAAACAAAGCCAGGGGACAUUGCCCUAUGGCGCCGAGUCUUAGCUCUUAACCGCUUCUCCUCCGUUCUAGCCUUGACUCACUUCACUCUCACCUCUUCCUUAUCCGACCCUUACAACCCACCGUCUAGAGCACAACCGCUGCGCCGCGCCGGCCGAGAGGGGACGGGACCAGACGGGCCAGAUGAGACCAUCAGCGCACCCGCUGCCGCCCUCGAGCAGCCUGCCGCCCUUGCGGACCCUCGAGCAGCUCUCCGAAGCCGACAUCACGUCGGCCCUGCAGAGUCUCUCAGCAAUUUACUGCUCGCUACCGGUCUCCGUCGCCUUCCAGCUCACACCCGAGUCUCGGAGGCUCGCUCACCAUAACAAGCCGCUGGUCGACUCCGGUUAUGUGUCGGAGACAGACGACGACCACGAAGAGAUCGAUGGCGUCGAUCACCACAUCGCCGCGCUUAAAGUUGACGCUUUCGAGCGCAGCUUCGCCGAGCGCUGGCUGACCGGGUUCAUCGCCCGGGCCGAGAGUCUUCCCUGUUUUGAGUCUGAAGAGGCAUGCCAACAAGCCCUCGACCAGGCUUCGUGUGUGCUCGCAACCUUUUUCGCCGUCCCCCAGACUGGCGCCGACCAAGACGACAAGGACCAAGACUAUGCCCGCGAGUUCGCCUUCGAGCUCAUGGUAUCCGACGCUGACACACCGAACGCAAGCGUCCCGAUCACAGUACGGCUCAACGAUAGGUUGGCUGGCACGAACUCGGCCGAUCCGGACGACGUCGGCCUUCAAAGCUGGGGCGCCUCGAUUCUGAUGUCGGAAAUCAUGUGCGCUUCACCUGCCCGCUUCGGGCUAUCGCAGCCCGCACUCGGUCUAUCGCCGCGCAUCGUUGAACUUGGGGCAGGCACGGGACUUGUCAGCCUGAUGCUUGGGAACAUGUUGCCUCAUCUUGGAGCUCCUCUUCCAACCAUUAUCGCCACAGACUAUCACCCGUCAGUGCUUAACAACCUGCGGUCCAAUAUCGCGCUCAAUUUCCCGGUGCCGGAUACGAAUCAUGUGCAGACAGCAGCUCUCGACUGGUCCGCGCCCGUUCUGCAAGCGCCUUUGGAUAUCCCAGCUGACAUUCUUGUUGCGACCGACGUCAUCUAUGCCCCCGAGCAUGCGGUAUGGCUGCGCAACUGCGCAUCGUGCCUGCUGGCACCAAACGGCGUCUUCUGGCUUCUCGUUACGGUUCGCCAGAAUGGCCGUUUCAAUGGGGUCAGCGACAGCGUAGAGGCCGCCUUCACAGCAGUCGAUGGCCCCAAAGGGAAGGAUGGGAAGAGGCUUGUGAUUGUACAUUCAGAAGAACUGCAAAAGCGUACCGGUGUCGGACGUGGCGAUGAGAGCGGGUACAAGCUUCUCGACAUCCGGUGGGCGUGAUACGAGUGGCGACGUUUCAGGGGGAAAACUCGUGAUAGAUGUAAAUGCAGGGCGUGGGGGGGCUGCUAAUGACACGAGAUACGAGACACGAGACACGAUUCAUAGAGCACAGACUACAACCUAGACAUAGACAGCAUAGAGACGAUAUUAGAAUAUUGUCAAAUCGACCGGUAGAGUGCCGCAGCCAACAGAUGCAAGGUGCACGCAA